Messenger RNA from Brenthis ino (lesser marbled fritillary), 2055 nucleotides. The record is from the annotation of a GenBank genome assembly. NCBI's taxonomy places the organism in Eukaryota, Metazoa, Arthropoda, Insecta, Lepidoptera, Nymphalidae.
AUGGCGAUAGCGAUCAUUUUUCUUGCUUUCUUCACACGGUAUGCGUUGAGUGAAGAUUUUUUCAGAAUGGGAGUAAAUACUAAUGUAGCGGAAGCUAACCAAUUUCUUCGAGAAUAUGACCGAGAAGCUUCAGGAAUGUGCUACAGAGUAACAAUGUCGCAAUGGAAGUUUGUAACCAACAUCACAGAAUAUAACCGUCGGAGAAUGCUCGAAGAAUUAGCACUAAAUUCUAAAUUUGAAAAGCUCUCAUGGAAAAAAGCAGCAGCUUACGAUGGAUCCAGAUUAUCAGAGCCUCAGGGCAGGAGACAGCUGGCUAGGAUUGUGCAGGCCAGUAGGGCUGCUUUAUCAGAUGAAAAGUUUACUGAAAUACAGCAACUAAUAACAGAAAUGAAAGAAAUCUACAAUUCAGCAAAAAUUUGUCCUUACGGCCAAAAGCCAUAUGACCCACACGUACCAGUGGUACGGUCGUAUCCCACUGAGUAUCCCGAAACUAAUCGAGGAUACCAACCUUACCAGCUAUCAAACCAACCUUUCCAACAUUACCAACUGCAGCAAGAAAAUUCAGACUACCCUAAUUAUUGUGACAUGCAACUAGACCCAGAAAUUUCGAGAAUUCUAGCUCAUUCUAGAAUAGAAAGUGAACUGCUAUACGUCUGGAAGAGUUUCAGAGACAAAACUGGUCCAAAAUUAAAGAAUCGAUUUAUGAGAUAUGUGCAACUAGCUAAUGAAGCAGCCGUUAAUACAGGCUUCAGAGAUGCUGGCGACCAAAUGCGAGCUGCCUAUGAGGAUCCUUCAUUCAGAGCAAGUGUAGAAGAGACUUACAACCAAGUAGCGCCAUUGUACAAGCAAUUGUUCACUUAUGUACGAAGGAAGUUGGUGUUACGGUAUGGAGAGAACAGUGUGAGGCCAGAUGGACCUAUACCUGCACAUCUGUUAGGUAAUAUGUGGGCACAGAAUUGGAAAUCAAUCAUGGACUUGGUGAUGCCAUUCCCUCAAGCACCAAACAUAGAUGUUACUUCUGAGAUGUUACGACACGGAUUCACUCCUUUACGAAUGUUUCAAAUGGCGGAAGAGUUUUACACGUCCAUGGGUCUAAAACCGGCACCGCCUGAGUUCUGGCGCGGUUCGUUGCUCGCGCGACCUCAGCGCGCUGUACAAUGCACUGCUAGUGCUUGGGACUUCUGCAAUAGGAUAGAUUACAGAAUCAAACAAUGCACGGAAGUGUCGAUGCAGGACCUGAUCUCCACUCACCACGAGAUGGCCCACAUACAGUAUUACUUGCAGUACGCAGACCAGCCUCAGCUGUUUAGGGAUGGAGCUAACCCUGCUUUCCACGAAGCUGUAGCGAAUGCAGCGACACUCUCCGUGUACAAUUUGCAACAUUUACAGAGAGUGGGACUUUAUCAGAACAAAUCGCACGAUCCUUAUGAAGUGAGCAUGAACUUUUUGAUGUCAAUGGCUUUGGAGAAAGUCGCAUACUUACCUUUUGCGUUUAUGGUAGACCAGUGGCGUUGGUCGGUUUUUGAAGAUGGCGUACAUAACAUGAACACAAGAUGGUGGCAAAUGAAACUUAGAUUUCAAGGCGUGACUCCACCAAUUGCAAGAACUGAAGCAGAUUUUGAUCCUGGAGCGAAAUAUCAUGUCAUAUCUGAUCAAGAAUACAUAAAAUACUUUCUAGCAACGGUCCUAGAGUUUCAAAUAUUCGAGCAACUUUGCAUCGCGUCGGGACACGCCGGUCAUCUGCACGAGUGCGAUAUAUACAGGAGUCGGGACGCGGGCAGAGUUUUAAGUGAAAUAAUGCAGCCUGGGGCCUCUAAGCCAGCAUCUGAAGUAAUUAGGAUCAUGACUCGCGGCAAGACUAAUAGAAUCUCCCCGGAAUCUAUCGUUCGGUAUUUUCGACCACUCGAGCUCUGGCUGCGCGUACAAAAUAGAGACGAACAAAUCAUUGGCUGGAAUUCUAACUACCAAGACGUGGCGCUCUUCGCCCCACAAAAAGCUUCAUCUAAUAUUAAUAGAUUAUCUGUUGGUUUGUUUAUUUGUGUUCUUGUAUUGUUG